AUGAUUCUCAGUAUCAUUCCCUCUCACGGCUCUGGAAGCGUUGAAGUCAAGAAGCCCAAUUUGGGUGAAAAGAGAUUCUCGUUCAGUUCUCCAUUCAGUCAAAUCGCCAAGAACAAGGCCGCCAAUGACAAUACCCACGACGGCCACCCCCAGAAAAAUAUCGGAAUCCAUGUAGCUGGUCCUGAAGUAUUACUCCCGCUUAUCAAUCGACCGAAAGAAGUCAAGAUGCUAUUGCAAGACACUUCAAUUUAUCAACAAUUACAAAAAGUACAUCUUCCUUACCUCAAAGAAUGGGAAACCGUCCAAGCAUUGUUAUUUGAGAGAGAACGUGAAGAAGUGAGCGAUCGUGAAUGGCUUCGAGAAUUGCACUCGAUCAUUUUUGCCAGAUCUCCUCGAUUGUGGUGUCAUUUUAGCGAGUGUAUUGGAGCAAGAGAUGUACAUUUCGGCACAGAAAGCUUUGAUGAUGGAAUGGAGUCGACAAUUGAAAGCGAAGACAAUUGCAUGUCAGACACAUUUGAAGAGGUACAAGUUCCAACAAUUGAAAUUCUCAAACAGCUCCCUUCCACUUACCGCAAGCCGGUGGAUCAAAUCAAUACAAUCUCAAUCGCUGAUUGCCAUAGUGAACAUCAUACAACAUCCGUUGAUGAAAUGACAAGCUCCCUCAAACAACAAGAAGUUCGACAUAUCUCAAAUCAGAACACAGAGUCCUAUCUCGGUCUGCGGAUCCGUUUGCGCUCUCAAUCGGAAUCAACUGAUGCGAAUCUGACAGGCAACAUCUCACCUUUGAGUAUUGGAGCAAGUGCUGAUACUGGUCUUGGCCUUCGAAGCGGUUCAAGCAUUACUCGUUCGGCCACAUUACCGUUCAAAAAGCAAAGAAGGCUUAGCCAGCUAUUCUUGUCAGAAUUCCCUUCAUCCUCAUCCCCGAUCGAAAUUCCACAAAAACCUCUUCACGGUCGUCAUCGCAGUGCAAGUUCAAAAGGUCAAAGUGAAAUGUUUGAUGAUGAAGCAGCGCCAAGUCAACAAUGGUAUCGUCAAUACCGUCAAAGAGAUCUAGAUUGUGGAAGAACGGAACCUGUAAGUCUUUUGUUGAACAGGAAUCCAACUUGGCAGCCAUUCGCGCCUCCCAUUGAAAUCACCACCAAACAACCAAGCAGCAAGAAUGAAAAACGCAAAAGUGCAAAUAUGGACGGUCUCUUACCCGAUGGCCGUACUCGUCAUCCUUCAGCAGGUUCUGGUGAGAUGAAAGCGUCUCUGGCAACGUUUAGGAAAGAGAAUCAAAAUGGUGAAACAUCAAGUGGCUCCAGUAGUCCAAAUAGUGUCGGUUUAAGUCCUUCCAUGCAAGUAGAAGUUGACACCAGUGCAAAUUGUCUAAGAUGGCCUUCGAAUGAUGUCUUGCCAAUUUCACCCAUCACAGAUGCAAGUGAUCGUUCGAUGCCACAAACACCUGGAGAAAGUCAUCCAUCACUUUCACCCUUGACUGCAUUCACGCCGAUUGAAUCAACGACGAAACGUCCUUCAAUUGAAACUAUACCUUACUCCGAAAGUACGUUUUGCGAUCCAUUAAAUUCUGUAUUACGAUCACCAAAAACGCCCAAUCUCAAUACCGGAUCCAAGCAAGCGCCUUCAACUGUGAUCUUUCCCGUUCCUCCUUGUGCGGAAGUAUCACGGGUGAAUGAAUUGACUCACCAUCUCAAUCACAUUCAAGAAAACACUUAUGAGAAUGAAGACGAGAGAAGGGCGGCACUGGAUGCAUUUGCCGUACUAGAAAGAACGAUUGGAACGGAAGGAAUCACACAACUCAACACUCUCAUCCAAACAGCCGGCGAACGUGAUUGUACAACGGACGAGGAUCUUUUACGUGCGAUUGCAGCCAAUUGUUUCGGUUUAGUGGAUAUGGAUUUAGCAAUCGAAAAUGGCGGAAAGAUUUUAUGUGGUUCUUCGGGUUUUGAUAAACAUAAACGAAUCGAAGCAGAAGAACAAAUGCGAAAACAACCUUGGUAUAUCUUUCAACAUAAUCUCGAACCCAUACCCAAUCCUACUACCAAAGACCCCAUCAAACAAACCGAUCAAGACCAUGAAGCUCGUGUUCAAACAUUUUAUGAAGAUGUAGACGCUUAUGCAAAACGUUUUGUAGCUUUUGACGCUUUGUUAAGUACAAUUUGGAACGUAGACUGCACAAUCAUGCAUACCGUUCGUCAACGUUGCGGUCCUGUUGGUCAAUACGACCCCAAACAACACAAUACACGAAUGGCAGACAAGUAUUUAACAAAAGCUACUUACUGA
This is a messenger RNA of Meira miltonrushii, 2283 nucleotides long. RefSeq lists its product as uncharacterized. The transcript has a single exon. Bases 1 to 2283 code for a protein of 760 amino acids. The record is from RefSeq and is a predicted model, not a curated record. Lineage: Eukaryota; Fungi; Basidiomycota; Exobasidiomycetes; Exobasidiales; Brachybasidiaceae.